Gastrolobium bilobum is the source of this 1631-nucleotide messenger RNA. RefSeq names its product ribose-phosphate pyrophosphokinase 1. Gene Ontology annotation, molecular function: magnesium ion binding; ribose phosphate diphosphokinase activity. Gene Ontology annotation, cellular component: ribose phosphate diphosphokinase complex; cytoplasm. The transcript is spliced from 8 exons. Bases 81 to 1298 code for a protein of 405 amino acids. Gene Ontology annotation, biological process: purine nucleotide biosynthetic process; ribonucleoside monophosphate biosynthetic process; 5-phosphoribose 1-diphosphate biosynthetic process. The record is from RefSeq and is a predicted model, not a curated record. Lineage: Eukaryota; Viridiplantae; Streptophyta; Magnoliopsida; Fabales; Fabaceae.
AACCUCUCUCUCUCUCAGUUGCAGAGAAAAAGCGAAAAAGGAAAACCCUAACGACGACACAUCCUCUGGUUCCUCUACACAUGGCGUCCUCACUCUUUCAACCUUCGUCGUCUUCGACGAUGGCUUUUGCUUCUUCUUCUCUCUUCGAUGGCACUUCUCAUGCCCCUACUCUUCGAACUCUGGGUUUUGUUGAUUAUUCUCGCACUCGAAUUUUCACACCUAAUAGCGUGAAAUGUGAUAUGGCUGAAUCAUCAAAUCUUCUAAAUGGGAAACCGAUCAUUCCCGUCCUUAACGAACCGACGCUGCCCAAGUUCAUGGAAUCGGCAAGGAUUGAGAAAACCAUCAACAGAAACAGCAACAGGUUGAAAUUGUUUUCUGGCACUGCCAACCCUACACUUUCCCAGGAAAUUGCCGGGUACAUGGGCCUGGAACUUGGAAAGGUUUCCAUAAAGCGAUUUGCUGAUGGGGAAAUCUAUAUCCAGUUGCAAGAGAGUGUUAGAGGUUGCAAUGUGUACCUUAUACAGCCAACCUGCCCUCCUGCAAACGAGAAUCUCAUGGAACUUAAAAUAAUGAUUGAUGCUUGUCGGCGAGCUUCUGCCAAAAAUAUCACUGCCGUGAUUCCAUACUUUGGAUAUGCCAGAGCUGAUAGAAAGACUCAAGGGCGUGAAUCAAUUGCAGCUAAACUUGUUGCAAACCUUAUUACAAAAGCUGGGGCAGACCGCGUUCUUGCUUGUGACCUUCAUUCAGGGCAGUCCAUGGGUUACUUUGAUAUUCCUGUGGAUCAUGUACAUUGUCAACCUGUGAUCCUUGAUUAUCUUGCCAGCAAGACAAUAAGUUCAAAUGACUUGGUUGUUGUUUCCCCUGAUGUUGGUGGUGUUGCAAGAGCACGUGCUUUUGCAAAGAAAUUAUCUGAUGCACCUUUAGCUAUUGUAGACAAAAGGCGUCACGGACAUAAUGUAGCUGAGGUGAUGAACCUGAUUGGUGAUGUAAAAGGAAAAGUUGCAGUAAUGGUGGAUGAUAUGAUUGACACUGCUGGGACCAUCUCUAAGGGUGCGGCACUAUUACAUGAAGAGGGGGCCAGGGAAGUUUAUGCAUGCUGCACUCAUGCUGUUUUCAGCCCUCCUGCAAUCGAGAGGUUGUCCGGUGGCUUAUUUCAAGAGGUGAUUAUUACAAAUACCAUUCCAGUUGCGGAGAAGAACUAUUUCCCCCAGUUAACUAUUCUUACAGUAGCAAACAUGUUGGGGGAAACUAUUUGGCGUAUUCACGAUGAUAGCUCAGUCAGCAGUAUUUUUCAGUGAACAAUCAAUAUUAGGGUUUUAUUUCUCUUCUUUUACAGCAGAGAAAUUUGUUUUUGCAGCUGAGAUAAUAAAUAGUGGGGCCCACUAUUUGAAAAAAAAAAUAAGAAGCAAUUCGCGGAAAUCAAAGUGUCAGCGGGAGAAAAAAUUUCUCUGGAGUGAAACGAGAGUAAUAAAGCCCUCAAUAUUACUCUCUUAACAGUUAAUUUAAUCAAUACAUAUUUUGUUUAUUUUGUACUCAAGUCUUUUUUUUCAUUUCUCGCCCAUUAUUUUGGGCUGUUCAAUUUCAGAUGUUAUGGUUGUAGAUGACAAUCUUAUAUUAUACAAAUAUAUAAA